This is a messenger RNA of Eptesicus fuscus (big brown bat), 2397 nucleotides long. It is a transcript of the gene HGSNAT, whose product is annotated as heparan-alpha-glucosaminide N-acetyltransferase. Gene Ontology annotation, biological process: lysosomal transport. The record is from RefSeq and is a predicted model, not a curated record. Lineage: Eukaryota; Metazoa; Chordata; Mammalia; Chiroptera; Vespertilionidae. The transcript has 18 exons. Gene Ontology annotation, cellular component: lysosomal membrane. The coding region runs from base 15 to 2048 and encodes 677 amino acids.
UCGGGAGGGAGGCGAUGACGGGCGCGCGGCCGCGCGCCUCCAAGAAGCGCAGAGCUCGGGAGCGCGGCGGCGGCAGCGGCGGCGGCGCGGCGGCCGAGGCGGCGCCCGGGCGGGAGCGGCGGCCAGCGGCAGCGGCGGGCGGCGGCAUGAGCUGGGCGCGGGCCGCGGGCCGGGUGCUGGCCGCGCUGCUGCUGGCCGCGUCCGCGCUGAGCGCCGCGCUGCUGGCCUCCGGCGACGCCCUGGAGCGCGGCACGCGAGGUUUAGACGGAAAAAAGCAUGUAGAGCUGAAGAUGGACCAGGCUUUGCUGCUCAUCCAUAAUGAACUACUUGGGACAAACUUGACCGUCUACUGGAAUUCUGAACGCUGUUAUCAUUGCUUGCCCCAGGUUCUGGGCAGUGUUUCUGGGAGUGGAAAACCUGGGAAGCCCAGCGUGGCACCUGUGGCUGUGAGCACCCAGCACACAUCCAUCCUGCAACUCAACGACACAUUGGAAGAGAGAGAAGUUUGUAGGCUGAAGUACAAAUUUGGUGAAUUUGGAAACUAUUCUCUCUUGGUCAAGCCUGUCCAUAAUGGAGUCAAUGAAACUGCUUGUGACCUAGUCGUUAAUAAGAAUCCAGUCGACAGCAACCUUCCUGUGUAUAUUGCGUUGCUUGUUGUUCUAGCGGUCAUCAUCGCUGUGUGCUUUCUAAGGUUCUUGUUGAGUUUGGAUGACUUCAAUAAUUGGAUUUCUAAAGCAAUAAAUUCUCGGGAAACCGAUCGCCUCAUCAACUCCGAGCUGGGCUCUCCAAGCCGGGCAGGCCUGUUCGGUGACGAUGCCCAACCAGAAGUGUGGCGUCCGUCGGUGGUGCCUCCGCGCCUCCGCUGCGUGGACACGUUCAGGGGGCUAGCACUCAUCCUCAUGGUCUUCGUUAAUUACGGAGGAGGAAAAUACUGGUACUUCAAACAUGCAAGUUGGAAUGGACUGACAGUGGCUGACCUUGUGUUCCCAUGGUUUGUGUUUAUUAUGGGGUCUUCAAUUUUUCUAUCAAUGAAUUCCAUACUGCAGCGGGGAUGUACAAAAUUCAGACUACUGGGGAAAGUUGCGUGGAGGAGUUUCCUGUUAAUCUGCAUAGGAAUUGUCAUCGUGAACCCCAAUUAUUGCCUUGGUCCAUUGUCUUGGGAUAAGGUGCGGAUCCCCGGCGUGCUCCAGCGGCUGGGGGUGACCUACUUUGUGGUGGCCGUGCUAGAGCUCCCCUUUGCAAAGCCUGUGCCUGAAAGCUGUGUCUCGGAGAGAAGGUGCCCUUCUCUUCAGGACAUCACAUCCAGCUGGCCCCAGUGGCUCGUCAUCCUGAUGCUGGAGAGCGUUUGGCUGGCUUUGACGUUCUUCUUACCUGUUCCCGGGUGCCCCACCGGCUACCUUGGGCCUGGCGGCAUCGGAGAUCUGGGGGAGUACCCGAAUUGCACUGGAGGAGCUGCUGGCUACAUUGACCGCUUGCUUCUGGGAGACGAUCACAUUUAUCAGCAUCCUUCCUCGACUGUGCUUUAUCACACCACGGUGGCCUACGACCCCGAAGGCAUCCUGGGGACCAUCAACUCCAUUGUGAUGGCAUUUUUGGGAGUUCAGGCAGGAAAAAUACUCUUGUAUUACAAAGAUCAGACCAAAGACAUCCUGAUCAGAUUCACUGCCUGGUGUUGUUUUCUGGGGCUUAUCUCUGUUGUUUUGACGAAAGUUUCUGAGAACGAAGGCUUUGUUCCGGUAAACAAGAAUCUCUGGUCCAUUUCGUACGUCACGACGCUGAGCUCCUUUGCCUUCUUCAUCCUGCUCAUCCUGUACCCCAUCGUGGACGUGAAGGGACUGUGGACAGGAAGCCCAUUCUAUUACCCAGGAAUGAAUUCCAUCCUGGUGUACGUGGGCCACGAGGUAUUCAAGAACUACUUCCCCUUCCAGUGGAGGCUGCAGGACAGCCAGUCGCACAAAGAGCACCUCGUCCAGAACCUCGUCGCCACCGCGCUCUGGGUGCUCAUCGCCUACGUGCUCUACAGAAAGAAGGUUUUUUGGAAAAUCUGAUCGCUCCACCUGACGUGUGUUGCUGGGGGACUCUGGUGGGCUGGUGGGGAGUGUUGACCCAGCCUUUAUUAAAGGGAACCGUUAAUGAUAAAAUCGAUAGGGUGUGAAUUUCCAGAUGAGUGGGGACGAUGCUGACGUUCUCAGGCUGGGUGACUGCGACAGGGCUCGUCAGAGCUCUGCCUGCGUAUUUGCAACUUAACUGUUUGGAACGUAAUGGUCUUUUUUCUCCCAUCUUCUCUGUACACGGAUGGAUUUGGAACUCCAUGCCAAGGAUUUCUCGGAUAGCUUUUCACAAGGGAAUUACCCUGGGCAUUUGCUUCCAUGAUGGAUAAAACCAUCUAAGGUCUGA